Stylophora pistillata is the source of this 558-nucleotide messenger RNA. RefSeq names its product serine/threonine-protein kinase 31-like. The record is from RefSeq and is a predicted model, not a curated record. Gene Ontology annotation, molecular function: ATP binding; protein kinase activity. Gene Ontology annotation, biological process: protein phosphorylation. Lineage: Eukaryota; Metazoa; Cnidaria; Anthozoa; Scleractinia; Pocilloporidae.
AAAAAACCCGAUGGAUAUGGAGCAGGAGCCAGCAACAAUGUCAUUGAAGCUGCGUCCUUUCGGAAGGAAUGAGUUGCAGAAAUCUUGGACUAGUCCAAAUGGAGAUUUCAGGUCAAGUCAACCACAAAGUCCAAAGUCACCAGUCAGUCCGAUGAACCCUUGGUCCAGUAACAACAAUGUAAUGCCAGGAAAGUUCAGACAAAGAAAAGGGAAUUCUUUUGAAGACAGUGUUGACAUUCCCCCUUUAAGUCCUAAAGAGGAGAGUGGUGGAUUAACUGAGGAGCUAGUUUUCAUAACCCACGUGGAGAGUCCUGUUAGAUUUUGGGCACAGUCAGCAGAAGUGGAGACUGCUCAUGUGAUUGAGAAGAUGAGCAAUGACCUUCAGAUUUACUGUAGAAACAAGCCCCUGCUGCAAUCCACUCCACAUGUUGGCAAGAUUUAUGGUGGAGUUUACCUGGAGGAUCAACAAUGGUAUCGCUGCCGAGUUAAGGAGCUUAUUGAAGAGGAUAAGGUAUCAAAUUCAGCUCAUGAAAAAUGAAGGAUAACAAGUAAUCUGUC